Molecule: messenger RNA, 1801 nt
Organism: Tuber melanosporum (Perigord truffle)
Lineage: Eukaryota; Fungi; Ascomycota; Pezizomycetes; Pezizales; Tuberaceae
Exons: 1
Coding region: 194-892 (232 amino acids)
Source: RefSeq, a predicted model, not a curated record
CUAUAAGAUUACCACCAUCACCAACUGCAGCCAUUUCAGAAAAGCUCGGAUAUCUCAUUCCAACUUACAUUUAAAUACCUUUCCAUUCUUCCACUCUCAAGCCAGAAAAAGGUUUUAAACAUUCAACCUUAACGGCACCGAGCUUCGAACAUCCUCUCAAUACCCAUAUCGAUCAACACAUACAACCGCAACAAUGAAGAUGCCCUCCGGUUCCAAGGACGCACUCUCGGAGCGUAUCCACACUUCCCUAAGAUCGUUCAAUUACCAUGCUAGUGAUUGCCCAUCUUGCUGCGACCCAUACUCCGUUCAUCUCUCCAAGACCCUUGUCCUCUGCGAUGUCGGGCAUGCGCUCGCUCAGGAGGCAGCGGAGGCACUGUACGCAAAGGCUAGGACAACCCCAAUGGGCCAGAUCGACGUCACAUUCCCAGAAGGUUGGGAGUCUGUUGACGGGUUGAUCAAAUCCAUCACCCACCGGCUCCAGGGAACACCGAGCAACCGCAUCGACCUCGAGGCAAUGAAGAACGCGAAGAUGGUAUCUAGCAAUGCCGCGAGGAGGAUCGAGGCCGAGAGGAGGGGGAAAAUCACAUAUGUUUCUGCCGAGGAGGUUAGCCGCGGAAGUUCAUUCGCCAUGGACCUUUCCAGGAGGGGAAUUGUUGAGGUGGCUUCUGGCCCAGCAAUGCAGAGGUCUAGGUCGAAACACUACCGGUACCCCGACCCUAGCAGGUCUUCCGGAUUAGACCUCAUUGCUACCGCCCACGACUCCCACCGCCACCACCACCACCACCACCACGGUCGUCGUGCGGAUUCUCACUCCUCGAGGGAGCAUGGGUCUCCAAGGAGCACCGGGAGGGCGGUCACCUUCAACCCGGAUAUCGAGAUGCGCUACUUUUAAGUAAAUGGUACACCUUCCAGAGAAAGAAGCAACCCCUUAAUUCAACGAAAAGUUUGAGGAAACUUUAAUUCUUUUCCUGCCUUCCAAAGGGGGAAGGAAUAAUACCCGACCCCAUCCACCGCGCUCCACACCCAUUACCCCCAUCGCAUUCACAAAACGCCCCUCUCCACACGUAUCACCCACCCACCCCCCUUCCACCCACCGAUAGCAUCUUCUGAAUAUAUCGUCUUUUCACCGACUCCCGCGGGACAACGCGAACUGAACGAACACCCUGGCAGAAGCUGCAAAAAUCGGUCGACCGGCAGGAAGAACAUGGGGAGGAUACUUGGCAGCGUCCGAACGGAAACAUCUGAAAGCCCUCCUUCAUCAUGGCAGGGCUGAGAUCAUUGUUUAUCUGCCGACCUUUUCAUGUACACGUCGAUACCCCGAAGAAAACUAGAAGGAAAAAAAAAAAGAUUGGAGAAGGCUUAUUUGAGACUCCUCCUCCUUGAUUGGCUGGUGGGAGCUGAAAUGGGUUCUACGUUUUUGAUUUUUUGAUUCCUUUCCGCUUUUUCUACUUUUCUUCCAACCGUCUCUCGCUAGGAGGGGCUUGGUAUAGAGAGCAGCGCGUUUUUGUUUGUACUUUUCGAUAGCUUUUCGUUUCUUUAUUUGUUCUCCCGAUUGUUCGGAUAGAUAAAAGGAUUUUCCUUUUUUUCUAAGCUUUGGAUGAAUAGGCUUGAUGGAAUGGACGGAAGGACGGAAAGGGACGCUCUUUAACAUUUUUUCUCUUUCCUUAUAUUUUUCCUUUCCUUUGUAAAAGCCUUUUUAUUGGCAGUUGGAUAUAGCAACCGGUCCUGUACAUGUGCUUUUUGUCCUUCGGACGAUAAUCAUUUCCUUUGUAUUUGAAUUAAAAAGAUAUUUGCCAAAAAA